This is a messenger RNA of Sphenostylis stenocarpa, 294 nucleotides long. Lineage: Eukaryota; Viridiplantae; Streptophyta; Magnoliopsida; Fabales; Fabaceae. The record is from the annotation of a GenBank genome assembly.
AUGGGUCCGGUGGUGCUCAGCCAGUUAGCCACCGGUCUCAGCGUGCUCGCCGGAGCGGUCAUCGUCAAAUCGGUGAUGGACCAGAAGCCCAUGGCCGGCCCAUUCACCCGCUGCCCCACCUGCAACGGAACCGGUCGAGUCACCUGCCUCUGUUCGCGUUGGUCCGAUGGCGAUGUCGGAUGCUCCACGUGUUCCGGGUCGGGUCGCAUGGCCUGCAGCAGUUGCGGCGGCUCCGGCACCGGUCGACCCCUGCCGGCCAAAAUCGCGAUUCGCCCCCCCAACCGCCCCUCUUAA